AUGUCUGUUUGUUUAUGUGUAGGCGAGGACAGAUCUUCGCAGCAGUCGCAGCAGCCACCACCUCCGCCACCUGCCGCCGCUUUCCUGGCGACAUCAGCGAUGCAACAUCUACACAUGGGCAACCAUCACUUUCGGUCGUUUAUGGCAGAACACGACGCUCGUCUGAUGCAUGAAGCUGCUGCUAGGGCGAUGGAGCAGGUCGCCAAACGAGUUGAGGAAUCUGCGAGGUCGGCUAUGAACCAACAGCAGCAACAAUUGCAACAACAUCAAUUGCAACAACUGCAACAUCAUCAAAUGCAGCAGCAGCAGCAACAACAUAGACAGACACCAUCUUUCAAACAGGAAGAUGUUGGUUGCGGGCAACAACAGAAUGGUAGAAACAGUUUAACGCCAGUCAUGAACAAAAGAUUUUUUGAAGAGUCGGUCUUACAGUCAAGAUUCAACACCAAUAACAACAACAACAACAGCAACAACAACAACAGCAACAACAGCAGCAGCAGCAGCAACAUCACUAACAACAACUUGAAUGGUGUCGUUGGAAUGCUGCCCCAACCUUUCCUAUUAAACACACCCACAUUUUCUGGUCCACUGACGUCUAAAAUUAAAAUAACAAAUAACUCGAGGACAGAGCAGGAGAACUCGAUGACGGUCAGCAUGGAGAUCAAUGGAACGAUCUAUAACGGGGUUCUCUUCGCUAAUUCUCCCCCAGCAAUACACGCCUAA
Molecule: messenger RNA, 723 nt
Organism: Helobdella robusta
Lineage: Eukaryota; Metazoa; Annelida; Clitellata; Rhynchobdellida; Glossiphoniidae
Exons: 3
Coding region: 1-723 (240 amino acids)
Source: RefSeq, a predicted model, not a curated record